Messenger RNA from Camellia sinensis, 1137 nucleotides. RefSeq names its product Cysteine proteinases superfamily protein. Lineage: Eukaryota; Viridiplantae; Streptophyta; Magnoliopsida; Ericales; Theaceae. The record is from RefSeq and is a predicted model, not a curated record. Gene Ontology annotation, molecular function: cysteine-type deubiquitinase activity. Gene Ontology annotation, cellular component: nucleus; cytosol. Gene Ontology annotation, biological process: ERAD pathway; protein deubiquitination; endoplasmic reticulum unfolded protein response.
ACAAAUGAUGUUUGCAGGUCUAAAAUAAAGAAAUGAUAUGGUGUGCAAUUUGAAACGACGACGUCUUUCAGGUUCAGCCCUUAUCUCUCAGCUAGCUCUCUGCUUCGCGGGUAGCUAAAGCUUUUUGCAGAUUUCAUUCAUGGCGGGCAAGCUUUCCAAUGAGACUCUGCUUCAGCAAUUGAAACAUGGACUCGCUGAGUUCGAACUCGUUUCCUCUCCAGUUCUUUCAAUAUCGAGUCACAAGCCUAACUCACCUAUCAGACUCCGUCCCAACUCGCUUCUCAGCGAUAACACUCAUCGAUUUUUCGCUAGAAUCGGAUCGUCUCUAGGUGGAGCUUCACCAGCAAUGAAGAAGCUGGAGCGCUAUGCAGUUCAGAAAGUCACCGGGGAUGGACGCUGUCUAUUUCGUGCAUUGGUAUUGAUGGUCAAAGGAAUGGCUUUCAACAAGGGAAUUGCACUUAAUCCGCGAGAAGAAAGAGAAAAUGCAGAUGAACUAAGAAUGGCUGUAAAGGAGGUUCUAUGUGAUAAUGAUAAAGAACGCCUUCAGUAUGAAGAGGCCUUGGUUGCAAUCACUGUUGAGGAGUCUUUGAAACGUUACUGCCAACGCAUUGGACGGCCUGAUUUCUGGGGAGGAGAGUCAGAGCUUCUGGUGCUAUCAAAGUUGUGUUGCCAGCCGAUCAUUGUAUACAUACCAGAACACGAGCAUACAAAAGGUGGAUGGGGCUCUGGUUUUAUUCCCAUUGCAGAGUAUGGAACUGAGUUUCGUAAGGGUUCAAGAAAAGGAAAAUCAAGGAAAGUUGUGAGGCUUGUGUAUAGUGGUAAGAACCACUAUGAUCUACUUGUCUGAAAGCUCAUGUUCAUUGAUUCAAUUUUGUAUUUAAAAAAGACAUUGAAAUUAGUAUUAGUCAUUAUAGGGCGAGAGAAGUUAGACAGUGGUAUUAUGUUGUGUUGUAAUCAUAGAAAAUUGACAUUAUCUAUUCCUUUUCUCUUUUAUUUCUUUACCCGUAUGUAUGAAAGAGAGACUUGGAACUUUUGGCUUCUUUUUUGGCCACAGAUUUUGGGUUAUUUGGAUUAGACUUGGUCUCUCUCUCUCUCUCGCUCUCAUGGGUUGCUAUGAAACAGAUGCCCAGAUUCAAA